UAGAAAAACGAUAGACGAUUAUUGCCGCCACAUAGUUAACGCAGCUAAAGACGCGAAAUUGCCAGUGCAAUGGCAUUCGAGAGCUCUAAAAAGCUGUUAAAGAUUCCUGACGAAAGGAUGAAUGCACAGUGGAACAAUAGUGGCGUACAGGCGUCCCAUGCAGAAAUCGCACUCAAUCAGAUACCGGACGCGUUGAUAUGCAUUUCAGACGAUUUCCGUACCUCCACGCCGGGAGAGGGUCAGGAGGUCGUGGAGAACCUGAACCGCCGCAAGCUGCGGGCCAGAGGUCCUGGUUCCAUUCGAGAUGAGAGAAAGAUCGCGAAGUUGGCCGUGAAGCGUCUCUGGCCAGACUGCGAGGACGACGAGCCGAACGCCAAAAAAGCACUGGAAUUCGAGCAACUUGUGCCGAUAUACGAUAGGAACAUAACGCCGCUGCCUCAAAUCGAAAAUAGUCAAAACCGCAAACAAAAUAACGAAUUCGAUUUCGCAUUCGAAAUGUCCGCGCAGCCGAGUGCCAAACCGGAGGACAUGCUGGUCGGCCUGUUCCAGGACUGCAAACUGGAGAAAGAUGAAAGAGACGAGGCACAGAUUGGCUGCGACCAAGCGGCCAUGCCGGCCAGUCAAUCUGAAUUGGCACUGGUUCAUUUGAAGUUGCCGUGCAAGACGCCCCAAUCCCAGUCCCAGGUGGAAAUCCAUCAAAAUGAUUCAGUUGCGACCGCCAACAGCGACAGCGGAAGCAUAAUACUGGCGUCCGAUGAUUCCUCAGCUACGCCGUGCAGCUUCCUUCACUCGUCCGAGCUCUGUAACUCCUCCGACUUCGAGGAACUUCGCAAGGAGUUCACCGAGGACUCCUCCCACAUCGAUCUCUCACUUGAUUCGGCCAGCAGCAGUAAUCCUAGUGCCACUGAAACCGACAUGAAGACACCCAAGCUGGGCGCGAAGCGCAGAUCGCCGGAGACCAAGGACCAUGUGUUGGCCAAAAAGAUUUCUUACCAAAAUCGGGACGAGAUGAACACCUCGAAUCAGCCCGUGGUGACGCGCAGCGGCCGUGUUGUGGUGUCACGUCCGAACCAGCAGUUUGACUACUCCUCCUCCUCGAAGGACGAUGGCGAGGAGGACUCUGACGAGGUGUCGCUGGAUGCCGACGACGAUGAGUAUGAGGAAGAAGAUUUCGAUCAGCUUCAGUGGACGGACCGCAAACGGCGUAGCUUUAGAAACAGCAGCUUGGCCAUAAACCCCGAAGGCAGCCUCUCGUCGCCGGAGUCAGUGCCUCCGAUGGUCUAUGUCGAAUUGGGCGGCAAAGUCGUGAUCAUUAGGGACAAACCACAGCCCAACAUCGUUCUGGAAGACGAUGAGGAACUCAAGACGCAGAUGCACAAGUUUUUGGGUCUGAUGCCAUCACGUCGCAAGCUCUUCGAUCCGGCUGAGUACAAUAUGGAUCGGGGGGAUAAUGAGAUGGAUGUGUACGUACCGAUCAGUAUUGUUACCAAUCCAUCUCUUAAAUCCUCACCAAGUCCAGGUACUCCAUCGGCCAAGCCACCAAUGUGGCCGGAAACAACGCCGACAUCCACUUGCUCCAAGUUAAAUUUAUCCUAUUCUACCUACACACCGUCCGAGAAUGAUCUCCAGGCUAAGAGCACGGAUGACUUUAUAACCCAGGUCAAUUUGGACUGCUUUCAGGAGAAAACGCCGGGCUUUAUCAAGGAGCCCAUUGAUCUAAGCGAGCUACCCAGCCAAAAGCAACUAGCCACCAACUGCCGCCGACACAGGAGCUGUUUAAACCGCCUGGAGCGGCACCCACAUUUCUACGGAUUCGUCCAGUCGAUCAGACUGAAAGUGCCGAUCAACAUGUGCCAUCCGCUGGCCAUCAGCUUCCGGCGGACCAGUUUCCAGAAAUAUAAGGUGGCACUGGCCAAGAUUCUGUUCAACAUGUUCAAUCACGCGAUCUUCCACUGUGGCCUGCAGGUGCCCAUUGUUUGGAAGCACGCAAUGAAGAAGCGCUCGAAAGGCGAGCUUGGCAUCGACGCCUUCGGCAGGCGCAGAGCAGAGAUCCUGCUUCUGCACAGCAUAAACAGGACGGCCGAGCUCAUCAAUCUAAUGCUGCACGAGAUGUGCCAUGCGGCGGCUUUCCUGUUUAACCGGGAGUUGGGUCACGGCGACAACUGUCGCAGAUGGGCCUACCAGGCGAAGAUGGCCUUUCCAGAGGUGCCCGCCAUCACGGAGUGCAUUCCUAGCUUCAUGUAUACGUGCAGCAUGUGCAGCCGCUCCUCCUACGCCUCGGCCGACUUCCAAGCGUACAACAUACGCUGCUACUACUGCCAGUUCGAGGUGAGCGUGAAGACCGUAAACAAAGCGAACUUGUACGAGGGCACCCGUUCCGAUCGGACGAUGACUCCGUUCAAGUGCUUCAUCCGUGACAAGUAUUUGAAGCUGGGCGAGGAGGGGGGCGCCACACACUCAUCGAAGAUGGCGCUACUCAACGAGCAGUUCGCGAAGAUGAAAGCCGCGACGGAUUAGCUGCCAGCUGUCUAGCUGCUGGCACACAACUUGGAGAAUAUAUAUUUUAUAAGUACUAUAUGAACAACCAUGGAAGGCCCCAUCAAAAUGGAGCAGCCUCCAGUGAAAAUGAACCCGCUGUGACCUACUUUAUACCUACACUUUAUACAAACUUCUAUAAACUGUACAAUGGCGCACUACGGGAUGGGGUAUCCACGGAGCCCCAGAACCCCGAGAAGGCGUUCGGCACUAGUCUACGUGUUAACUAGUAUAUAUUUUUAUGUUAACUAACAAAUUACAUGUGAAUACUACUACAGUAAGUCCCGUCGGAACGCUGGUGGCUAUUGAAUAGCGACAUGCUACUAUUCUUCAACGAAAUCAAACGAGAAAUCAAAAUUUAAAACAAUUUAAUAUGGGAAACCAUCAUUAGUCGCAUGUUUUAAUGGAAUGCGUUGUUUGUUUUUUUUUUUUUUUGUGAAAACGUUCUGUUUGCCAAAUUCUCUGUUAUCGGCAUCCCAAAAAUAAAAACGAUUCAAAUACAAAUACAGAUACACCAAG
This is a messenger RNA of Drosophila sechellia, 3054 nucleotides long. RefSeq lists its product as uncharacterized. Gene Ontology annotation, cellular component: nucleus. The transcript has 7 exons. NCBI's taxonomy places the organism in Eukaryota, Metazoa, Arthropoda, Insecta, Diptera, Drosophilidae. The record is from RefSeq and is a predicted model, not a curated record. The coding region runs from base 70 to 2517 and encodes 815 amino acids.